Aspergillus fischeri NRRL 181 is the source of this 5289-nucleotide messenger RNA. Its product is annotated as PT repeat family protein. NCBI's taxonomy places the organism in Eukaryota, Fungi, Ascomycota, Eurotiomycetes, Eurotiales, Aspergillaceae. The coding region runs from base 1 to 5289 and encodes 1762 amino acids. The record is from RefSeq and is a predicted model, not a curated record. The transcript has 2 exons.
AUGGCUCUCACCAAUGGAGAGACCGUCACUAUUUCCAUCCGUCGUCCAACUGAGACCCCCGCCAUCUACGUUGCGGGGACCUUCUCGAAUCCCAAAUGGGAGCCCUUGGAGCUCAGCGCCAAACCUGUAGAGCACAAGGAUGCGGACGGGAACUCCACUAAGACCGAAUACCUCUUCUCCAGAGAUGUUGAAUUGCCCGAGGGUCAAUACCAGUAUCGGUUCAGGGAGGGUACCGACGGUCCGUGGUUCCAUGAUAAGGAUGUGAAGCAUGCUGCCGACGACGAAGGCGUCGUCAACAAUAUCCUCACUGUUGGUUCGAGUUCAUCCGCUGCGGCGCCUGUUGCUGCGGAAGCUAAGGCUGUCGAGAAGGAAACCGAAACUCCUCUUGAGAAUGGCACCAGCGAGAAGGCCGAGGAGAUCGCGAAAGAGUCCGAGGUGCAAACCACAACGACGACCGAGGCGGUGAAGGAUGAAGUGCCAAAGGAGACUGAUAUCCCUGUGGUUGUUGAGAAAGUUCCGCACGCUGAGUCGGAACCCACGACACAGGAGGUGAAGCCGGAGCUUGUUUCCGAGAUAUCCAAGUCGAGCGAUAUCCAGGAGGACGCCGAAACACAACCUGCCUCUAUCGCAGCCGCAGAACCUAAGACCAACGGCACACAUUCUACUGAGCAGAUUUCUGGAUCACAACCUGAUGAUGCUGUUGCGGAGAAGGCGGAGCCAGUGGAAGAGAAGGCAGCUGAGGCUUCUUUGACAACUACAAAAGACGCCAAGGAAAACAAGCCUGAAGAGAUUCCCAGCACUUCACCUGAGGCCGAGAAGCCUGAGACAAAGGAGGUCGAGAAGGCUGAGGAUCAGAAGCCGCAGGAUGUUGAAAUCGUUCCUGCUGCAGUUGAAGAGAAGGCGGAAGCCGCUAAAGAAUCAGAAGUGCCAGAGUCUGCCCUCGAAAAGUCUCGGGAAGAAGCUGCGCCCGCGCAACCAGUUACGGAGGAAGUGCCUGUUGUGGAAUCUAACCUAGUGGAGCCAUCUUCAGCCGAACCGACAAAGGCCGAGAAUGCCCCUACAGAGACAGCCACUGAUGAGGCGCCACUUGCCGAGAAAUCCUCCGAGAAAACAGUGCCUGCGGGGCCUAUCGCUGAAGAGAAGGUUCAAACGACCAUCGGGGAUGAGUCACCCUCUCUGAACAACGUGGAGGAACAGCCAGCACAGGAGUCUGUCGAGGCGAAGAAGGCGGCCGAGGAGCCAGCCGAGGCUUCCGGUGUCGAGCACUCGGCUACCGACGAAGCCGCUGUUGAGAAACCGAUCAAGGAAUCCGCCCCUGAGGAGAUUCCUGAAGAUUCUAAGAAUGAAGUUGCUGCAGAGGCCCCCGUCGCGGAGGCAUCGACGACUGAGAAGGACGAAGAGACCUCCCCUGACGCUGAGAAGGAGCCAGCUGUUGAGGGAUCUGCCAAGGAACCAAUCCAUGAGGAGAUUUCUGAAGAUUCCAAGAAGGAAGUUGCUGCAGAGACCCCAGUCGCGGAGUCAUCGACAACUGAGAAGGUCGAAGAGACCUCCCCUGACGCUCAGAAGGAGCCAGCUGCUGAGGAAUCUGCCAAGGAACCGAUCCACGAGGAACAGAAAACCGAGACGGCUGUUGCCGAAGAACCGGCUAAGGAGACACUGGUCGAGGCAGUUCCUGCAGAGGAGCCUGAGGUGAAAUCUGCCGAACAGCCUGCCGUCGCCGAAGAGUCUGCCAAGGAGACUGUCGCCGAGCAGCCACCUGUUGAGAUUGCUUCCACAGAGGAUUCAGCACCUACUGCGGAAGUGACAGCCGCCAAGGAACCCGAGGCGCAGGCAACGGAGGAGCCAGCCGCUAAUGAAUCCAUCAACAAAGAGGUUGAGGCACCAACGGAAGAGCCUACUGCUGCCCAAGAGUCCGCCAAGGAGCCUAUCAGCGAUGAGCCAGCAAUCCAUGCGCCUCAGGCCGAAGAAUCAACAAAGGAACCCUCUACCGAAUUGGCAGCCGCAGAAGAAAUCACCGGCAAGGAGGCUGAGACACAUACGGAGGUGUCUACCGCUGCUGAAGGACCUGCCAAGGAACUUGUCAAUGAUGAGCCUGCUGUAAAAUCUGCCCCAACCGAGGAGACCGAGGAACCAGCUAAGGACGAUACCACUCAAGUGGUAGCCGCCAAGGAACCUGAGCCACAGGGAGCCGAAGAAGCUGCUGUUGAGGAGACACCUGCCACAAAUCUCGAAGCACCAACGGAAGAGUCCACUACUGCAGAGGAGCCCGCUAAGGACCCAGGCAGCGAGGAAACGCCGAAUCAAACUCUUCCUGCCGCGGAGCCUUCCAUGGAAGCCAAAGCUGAAGAGGGUGCAAAAGAAGAGUCCACAACCGAAACAGCGCCAGAACCCGCUGUUGUCGAAGCAGAUGUUAAGGGACCUGUUCAAGAUGAAGCUGCGACUGAAACUCUGGCUGAGGACAAGCCGGUCACCCAGGAGUCUGUUGCUGAAGCGGCUCCCAAACCAUCGGAAGUGAGCGAACCAGUAGUCGCAGAAGUUACCGCUGAAACUCCUGCGGUUGAAGAGGCUGCGUCGAGCGAAAAGCCUGCGGUAGUGUCCGAGACUGAAGAGCCAGGGGUUGAGGAACACCCCGUUACCCAGGAACCCGCAAAGGAGUCCGAGGCUGAAGCAAGCGAGAAAAAGGCUGCUGAGUCCAAGGACGAAGCUCCUGUUGCUCCCGAGGCGCCAGAGGCACCGGCUGCUGAGACGGCCGUUCCUGAGCCUGCGAGCGAAUCUCCCGAAGUCGAAGCUGUAGCUAAAGAGCCGGCCACUGUUGAACCGCCCCAAGGACCCACCACGACCACCGGAGAGCAAGCUAAGGAAAAGGUGGCCAUCAACGAGCCCACCGAAGCUACUGCUACCGAGGAAGCAGUUCCUGCGGAAGUAUCUGAGGUAAAGGGAGAAAUUGAAGAACCUGUUGCCGCUACUGAGAAGUCCGAAUUGCCCGCCGACGAGCCUACUCUCUGCAAGGACUGCGGUCCCGAGGAGACUACAACUGAGGAAGCCGCUGCCCAGGAGACCAAGGCCAGCGACGAGGCUGUUGAAGAAACCAAGGCCACUGAAGUGACUAUCGAAGACCCAACUGCGGCAGAGACAACUGAAUCCGCACCGGUUGAGGAGGCAGUUGAGCCAGAGACAGUGAAGGAACCCGAAGCGGUGGCACCGGUUGCUGAAGAACCUGUUGAAACCGUGGUCGCUCAAAAAGACGCUACUGAGAAGAAGCCCGCUGAAGAGACAGUCUCUAAGGACGUGACAGCAGAGGAACCCUCUGUUGCUGAGGAAGUAGUUCCUUCGAAGCCCGCGACGGAGGAACCAGUCUCAGAGCCGCAGACCAGUGAGGCGACUGAACCUGCUGAGCCGGAAGCCAGCACUCAGGCACCUGCUCAAGAUGAAGUUGCCGAGGUGGCAGCGACUGAAGAACAGCAGGAAGAUGUGACCACCGACAAGGAAGCCCCUAAGGAAUCAGUGGCUGAGAGCGUUGUCGAGGAGACUGCACCGGUAGAACCUACUGUGCCCGAAGCGGCUGUCGCCACCCGUGCUGUUGAUGAACCUACAAAGAAUGAGAGUCCCAAAGAUGUAGUGUCUGAAGAGCCCUCUCAGGAGUCGACUUCCGAGGAACCAGCUGUCCAGGAGGCCGCCACUGAAGCGGUUACUGCUAGCGCCUCGGCCGAUCAGCCUGCUUUGGAGAAGCAAGUCGAAGCCCCGGCUACGGUCGAGGAACCCCAAGAAGAUGAGAAACCCGCGGAACAGCCCGCAGUCAGCGAGCCACAAGAGGAGCUCGCAGCAGAGCAGGUCCCCACCAAGGACGUUACUGAGGACCCAGUCGCUGAAGAAGCGGCCAAGCACACAGAGGAGACAGUGGCCACUGAGCCGGUGGUUGAAUCUGCUGUCGAGCCGGUCGUCGAACCCACCACUGAGCCCGUCGAGUCUGUCGCUGAGCCGGUUGAGUCUGUCGAGCCUGCUGCUGAGCCUGUUACUGAGCCCGUUGCGGAGCCCGUUGCGGAGCCCGUUGCUGAGCCCGUUGCUGAGCCUGUCACUGAACCGGUUACUGAGCCUGUUACUGAGCCCGUCGCCGAGCCCGUCGCCGAGCCCGUCGCCGAGCCCGUCGCUGAGCCCGUCGCUGAGCCCGUCGCUGAGCCCGUCGCUGAGCCCGUCGCUGAGCCCGUCGCUGAGCCCGUCGCUGAGCCCGUCGCUGAGCCCGUCGCUGAGCCCGUCGCUGAGCCCGUCGCUGAGCCCGUCGCUGAGCCCACCAUCGCACCCGCGACUGAAAAGCAAAGCGAGGCUCAAGAGGUUGAAGUGACUACCGACGAAGCGAAGCCUGAGGCCGUCAAGGAAGAUUCUGCUGAGACAGCAGUAGAACCUGAGGUCAAUGGCGUGGUCAGCAACGGUGGAGAGGUAGACCAACCUCCAACUGGUGAAAAGGAGGCCGCUAAGGUCGAAUCCGAACCAGUAGCCUCCGAGGAACCCAAGGCUGAAGAGCCGGCCCCUACUUCCAAUGGUGACUCUUCGGUUGAGAAAGACGUCGAUCCUUUCGCUCAGCCUCCAGUUCAGGAUGCCACCCCCGAGCCCACCGUGGAGGCCGCCAAGGACUCAGAAGAGAAAGACUCGAUUGUGACUCCUGAGCUCGUUGGAGCUGGUGCUGCAGCUGCCAUCGCUACCGGUGCUGUUGUUGCUGGAGUCGUUUCCAGGUCUCACAAAGAGCCUGAAGUCGUUGCUACACCUAAGGACGAUGUGAACACCAAGGAACAGUCUCGGCCUAAUGACGACAAGCAGGAAACUUCCCACCUCGUACCUGCACCCCAGAUCGCCGAAUCCUCCACUUCGAAGGACAUGCCCACACCCGAGCCUGAAAGUGAUCCUGCUCUCGCAGCACUUGCUGGCGACCGCGAAGCUCUGCUCCGAAAGCUGGAAUUGCCAUCCACAGAACAGUUGCCUGCCGAACCUACUUCGUCCACCAAGGAUAACCAGGCUGUGAAGCCAGCCGGUCACGACGAGCACGCUCCUGCGUCUACUGACGGCCCCUCCGUCGCGAGCGAGUCUCCUGCUCCUACUGAGAGCGAUGCCGGCAAGGCAGUUGCUCCCAAGAACAACGAGGAGUCUCGUUCUCCCAGUCAAAAUCGGUCAGUCACUGCUGUUUCCUUGAACCAUAAGCGAGACAGCUGGUUGAGGACUAUUUUGCGUGCCGUCUUCGGCAAUUUCUUUGGCGCCAUCUUCUCGCCCUUCCGCCGUCGUGGAAGGACGAACCAGUAG